GCUAUACUCUUUAUCGAGGAAUGAUGAAGAUUUCAAAACUUAUUCUGCUGGUACCAGCAAUAGUUCUACUGUCUCAAGUUCAAUCAAUCCCGACUGGUGAACGGUGUGAAGAAUGUACUGUACAAGAUUGUUUAUAUGGUAUCCAUCCAGAUGCUGAAACUCCAGGAAUUUGUGAUUGCCGGUGUAAAGAUUGCAGUGACCAUUGUGAAAACUGUAAGUACGGAGUUCUCAAUCUGAAAUCGGAUGGUUGUCCAGAUUGUUCGUCUUGUUGCGACAAUCCCUGUGAUAGAAAUCCAUGUUCUGGUCACAAAAGCGUCUGUGUCGUGAAUAAAUAUCCGAAUCCUUUCCAAGUGAUUUGCCGAUAUGGUUACACAUGUGUCGAACCAGAGCAUCCCACCUUCGAUUGUAAAGAAAUGAAAUGUAACGAAGAUGAAACUUGUGUCGAAAGCGUUCAAAAAAAUGCGCCAGCUAAAUGUGAGAAAACAUGCAAACCGCUGGAAUGCGAUAUUGCAUGUACGACAGGAUUUAAGAAAGACAGAGCAGGUUGUGAUACUUGUGCUUGUUGUCCACCAGUUACCUGUAGGAUGUUUUGCCUAAACGGUUUCGCAAAGGGAUCAAACGGCUGUGAAGAGUGUAAAUGCAAUGGUCCUCCUCCUCCUCUACCACCGCAACCACCAACAUCAUGUGCUGCUGUAACAUGUCAACAAGGAACUGUUUGUAAAGUGCUCCCAGAACCAAACUGUUUCCCUCACUCUCCUUGUCGUAUGAUUGCUCAAUGCGUCAAGCAAGAAUGUCCACCCGUGUGCGCAAUCUUUUGUGAACACGGUAACGUUAUGGAUAAAAAUGGAUGCCCCACUUGCACAUGUAACCCAUCACCAGUACCCAAAUGUAGUAAGAACUCCGAUUGUCUUGAAAACCAAGUUUGCGAUGAAGAAACAAAAACAUGCGGCUGUUCAAAAAUCAUGUGUACUCUGUUCUGCGAAGAUGGAUUUGAACAAUUAAACGGAUGUCCUAUAUGCAAAUGUAGAAAAUCAGAGUCUUGCUUGGACAAAAGAUGUGGUCCCGGAGAAACUUGUAUCGAAGAUGAUAUCCAAUGUGUAACUGCUCCAUGCUACAAAAACCCCCGUUGUGUGAAAUCAGAAACUUGCAGCAAAAACUCCGAUUGCCCUAAAAACCAAGUUUGCGAUGAAGAAACAAAAACGUGCGGCUGUGCAAAAUACAUGUGUGAAAUGUUCUGCGAAAAUGGAUUUGAACAAUUAAACGGAUGUCCUAUAUGCAAAUGUAGAGAACCUACGUCUUGUCGAGACAAGAAAUGUGGUACAGGCGAAGUUUGCAUUGAAGAUGACAUCGAAUGCGUAACCGCCCCAUGCUACAAAAAUCCACGAUGUGAAUUGGCAACUUGUGAGAGAUGUAGACCAAAUGAAGAAUGCAAAGUUGAAACUGUCGUAUGUAAAAAGGCACCCUGCAAGCAAUUCUUAAAAUGCGUACCAAACGAUCUCUGCAAAAAAUGUAAAGAAGGUGAAAGCUGUGAAAUAGCAACAUCGAUUUGCAUUCCUGGUUUUGUUUGUAAGAAACCUAUUGCACGCUGUGUCCCUAAAAACAAAUGCCAAUAUAAGAAGUGCAACAUUGGUGAAUAUUGCAAAGAAAAAGUUCAUCCAUGUUUAGUUCCUCCUUGCCCAACUAGUGCUGUUUGUGUAAAACAACAAACUACCUGUGCCGCUAUGUUAUGUCGGGUUGGACAUUUUUGUGUAGAAGAGAAUGGUGAAGCUAGAUGUGUUCUUGACCCAGUUUGCGUCAAAGCUAAUUGUAGAAAAGACCAAAAUUGCAUGAUUAUUACUCGUGGUUGUCUUGCUAAUGGUGAAUGCCCAGGACCUAUUGGCGAAUGUCAUGAUAUUAAACCACCAAAAAAUUCAUGUGAUGAUAUUAAAUGUGAACUUGGAGAAAUCUGCGAAGAGAAAGUUCAUCCAUGUUUAGUCCCUCCUUGCCCAACUGAUGCUGUCUGUGUUAAACCAAAAACUACCUGUGCAGCUAUGUUAUGUCAGGUUGGACAUUUUUGUGUAGAAGAGAAUGGUGAAGCUAGAUGUAUUUUGCACCGCGCAUGUAAAGAAGCAAACUGUAAAAAUAACCAAGAUUGUAUAUUAAGCAAAGUUUGCGAUAAUGGAGGUAUUUGUCAUGAAAUUGGAAAAUGUGUCAAUAGGGCUAUUUGCGAACCUGUCCGCUGUAAAAUGUACUGUGAAUUUGGAUGGAAGAGAGAUAGCAAAUCUGGAUGUGAAAUUUGCAAGUGUGCUGACUCCUGUGAAGAUGCCACAUGCCCAAGAGAUAAAUUUUGCGUAGAAUCCAAUUCGCAAGUGAAAUGCGAAAAUUGUCCAGUUUUCAGAUGCAUGGCUUGUCCUAUUGGCCAGGAAUAUAUCCGGGAUGAAAGAGGCUGUAAAACUUGUCAAUGUAAGGUCACCUGUCCAGUGAUAAGGUGCGCUGUUUUCUGCCCAAAUGGUUACAAGAAAGACAAAAAUGGUUGUAAUACGUGUGAAUGUGAGGAGCCAAAAACUUGUAAAGAUAUAAAAUGCCGUGAUAACGAAUAUUGCGAAAUGUCUAUUACAUGCAUGGCUAUAGGAUGUCCUCCGUCAAGACCAAUGUGUAGGAGUUGUCCAAUGAUUAAAUGUGUUCCAUGCAAACGUGGCGAAGUAAAUGUAAUUAAUGAACACGGAUGCAAAACAUGUCAAUGCAAACCAAUAUGCCCACAAGUAGACUGUGUCACCAGAUGCUCUACAGGAUAUGCCACAGAUGAAAACGGAUGCACAACUUGCACUUGUAAUGGACCUGAACCUAAAACAUGUGAUUUCCUAAAUUGCCCGAAAGACACAUUCUGUGAAAUGUCUGUAACAUGUCUUGGUCCAAAUUGCCCUCCAUCUACUCCAAUUUGUGAACGCUGCCCUGUCUACAGAUGUCCACCUUGUAGUGAAAAGGAAAUUAAUGUCUUGGACGAAAGAGGCUGCAAAACAUGUGAAUGUAAACCAAACGAUUGUCCUAUUGUUGAUUGCGAUGAAAUUAUAUGCAAAAAUGGGAUGAAAGUAGACGAGAAUGGAUGUCAAACAUGCACAUGCAAGCCACCACCACCACAGCCAACAUGUGAUAACUUUUCUUGUCCUGUUCCUGGAACACAAUGUGAAAUGAUACCCACACCAUGCGCCCCUCCACCAGCUUUCUGCAAUGAAAAGCCUUGCGUCUAUUAUUGUCAUCCAGUUCCAGUGUGCAAAAAGGUUAACACUUUCACAUGUGCUAAUAUCUUGUGUCCAGUUGGACAAAUAUGCGAAAUGCAGAAAGUAGAAUGCGUAAAGGAACCGUGCCAUCCAGUACCUGUUUGUGUCGUUAAUCCACUGUGCAAGAAAGCCAAUUGUCGUAAAGAUCAAGAAUGCAGAAUCUCUUACCCAAAAUGUAAGUCGGAAAGUACAAAAUGCAACGGAGAGCCAGUUGCUGAAUGCAUUGCCAAGGAUCCAUGCUCACUAAUUGAUUGCUUGCCAAAUCAAAUUUGCGAUAAUGGAAAAUGCAUGUGCGCUCGGCAUCCUCCUUGCAGAAUGUUUUGUCAAUAUGGCUAUGAAUUGGAUAAAAAUGGUUGUAAAAUUUGCAAAUGUCUUGAAGCUCCAAAAUGUAAGCCACUUGCCUGUCGAAUGGCUUGCCCACACGGUUUGGUUAGAGAUAAAAACGGAUGUGACAUAUGUGAAUGUGCUCCCUCUCCUAAAUGUCAGACAGUGAAAUGUGGUAGAUAUACGGAAUGUAAAGACGGAAAAUGUGUCUGCAAACCUGUUUUGUGCAAAUUAUACUGUGAACAUGGCUGGGCUAAGGAUGAGAGAACUGGAUGUGACAAAUGUGCAUGUGCUCCCUCUCCUAAAUGUCAGACAGUGAAAUGUGAUAGAUAUACGGAAUGUAAAGACGGAAAAUGUGUCUGCAAACCUGUUUUGUGCAAAUUAUACUGUGAACAUGGCUGGGCUAAGGAUGAGAGAACUGGAUGUGACAAAUGUGCAUGUGCUCCCUCUCCUAAAUGUCAGACAGUGAAGUGUGACAAAUAUACAGAAUGUAAAGACGGUAAAUGUGUCUGCAAACCUGUUAUGUGCAGAAGGUACUGUGAACAUGGUUGGGCUAAGGAUGAGAGAACUGGAUGCGAAAAAUGUGAAUGUGCUCCUGCUCCUAAAUGUGACACAGUGAGAUGUGGUAAAUAUACGGAAUGUAAAGACGGAAAAUGUGUCUGCAAACCUGUUAUGUGCAGAAGGUACUGUGAACAUGGUUGGGCUAAGGAUGAGAGAACUGGAUGCGACAAAUGUGAAUGUGCUCCUGCUCCUAAAUGUGACACAGUGAGAUGUGGUAGAUAUACUGAAUGUAAAGACGGAAAGUGUGUCUGCAAACCUGUUUUAUGUGAUAUGUUUUGUAACCACGGUUGGGCUAAGGAUGAAGAGACUGGCUGCGACAUAUGCAAAUGUAAUCCUCCUCCCAUAAACUGUGCUCUUCCGAAAUGCGACAGCACCUGCUCAAAUACCAAAAUGGUAAAAGAUGAAUUUGGAUGUAUGAAGUGUCUAUGUAUGGGAAAUUCAGCUGUCGAAUCUGUCUCAAGAAAUAAUUGCGUUGAAAGUUCCUGUGGCAACUUAAGAUGCGACACUUGGGGUUUUGCAGUUGAUACUAAUGGUUGCAAAAUCUGUGAUUGUGCCAGGCCAAAAGUUCGAGAUUGCCCGAAUUCAUUGUGCAAUCGUGGUGAAAAAUGUCAGCAGGAAGAAGUCUGCAACACUAAGACGUCCGUUUGCAAAACUAAAAGAUUCUGUGUGUUCAACGCGGGAAUGAUUUCCAGUAAAAGAGAAAUAGAAUAA
This is a messenger RNA of Dimorphilus gyrociliatus, 4853 nucleotides long. NCBI's taxonomy places the organism in Eukaryota, Metazoa, Annelida, Polychaeta, Dinophilidae. The record is from the annotation of a GenBank genome assembly.